Temnothorax curvispinosus is the source of this 955-nucleotide messenger RNA. RefSeq names its product peptidoglycan-recognition protein LC-like. Lineage: Eukaryota; Metazoa; Arthropoda; Insecta; Hymenoptera; Formicidae. The transcript is spliced from 3 exons. The annotation marks the transcript as partial. Gene Ontology annotation, molecular function: N-acetylmuramoyl-L-alanine amidase activity. The record is from RefSeq and is a predicted model, not a curated record. Gene Ontology annotation, biological process: peptidoglycan catabolic process.
AUAUGUAUGUUGACAUUGAUGCAACAGCAGCAGCAAACGCUCGACAAUAAUCACCAGAGUCAGACGGAGCAAGACUACGUGAACGGUGUACCUGCCGAGAAUCACACGGAUGACAGGUCUCACAGCGAGGCUGAGCGCUUGGCGAGGGAAACCGCGGUCGUCACUCCAGGAAAUGGUAGCGUUGGAGAUUCCCCUACGCACUGGAAUGACGUAGACAACGACAAUGAGGAAGAAGAGACGGAUGUCGAAGAAGACAGCGGCUGGAUCACGAAUCAGCCGAUAUCGUCGACUAUUGUUCAGCAGCAGCAAGCGUUUACCACCACAAAUGGCGAUGUCAUCCUACCGAAUCCCGAUCCGUCGGAUUUCGGCGACAUAACCGUGACGAACUCGACGAGAGUGCGUGUGGGUAAUGAGACCAUCUACAAUGGUCCGGUUACCAUAAACCAAUUCGUUUACACGAAUCCUACUCCGAAUCAGGAUGCGAUUGAACUUGACGUUAUCCGCCCUUCCGACAAUAUCUCGAAUUUGUCGACAAGUCAGGACAACGGAGUCCCAAAUGAAUCAAUUUUUCCACAAAAUAUUGAAUUAAAUAAAGUGACGCAAUGGCUCUGGACGUGGAAACGUGCGGUUUUAUCGUGCGUUCUAACUUUAAUACUUCUAGCUAUUGUAGUGCCCAUAACUGUACAUUUAACUCAUCAAUCGGACGCAUCGGUCUUUCCGGAAAUUCCAACCUCAUCGCUCGAGGGUACAAACGUAACAGACACUUCGUUACGUUUUGUCGAGAGGGACGAAUGGGGUGCGCUGCCGCCCUUGGUGCCCCUAAUAAAAAGGAAGCUGCCAGUACCGUAUGUAAUUAUUAGUCACUCCGCGACAUCGGUCUGUAUCACUCCAUCAGAUUGUGCAUUCCAAGUGAGAUUCCUUCAGUAUUCGCAUUUCAACGAUUUCAAUUUUGUGG